AUGCGGAUCACAACUACUUUCCAGUUGGCAUGCCUUUCGAUUUCAAGCCAGGUCGCCGCAGAAUGGAUCAUUGGUUUGGGGUCUAACUCAGGCGACCCAAUCUGUGCACAGGCUUGUGCAAGGACACUGGCAGAGACUGCAUUGGUAUGCUCCUCGACUCAGCAGUUCGGCACCCUCGGCCGUCAAGACAGCGUCAUUACCUCGCCGGAUUGCUAUGCGAACGACACAUACUAUCUGACCACACUUGCCUAUUGCGUUCAGUCCAAGUGCGGUACGAGCAUCAAGGCUUCCAAGAUCGAUACUUGGUGGGAAAGCGAUGUCGUUUGCGAUCCAGGUACAGGUACCACGACGAAGCCGAUCCAGGCGACACCAAAAUGGACUUAUGCCGAAUCCUUGAACCAGAUCCAAGAUCCGCCCACCAAAGUCAUCAUGCCUUAUGGGACGCUCAACUACACCGCCCUUGUCGACGAGAGUACUUACCAGUAUCAGUAUGACUCUCAAGAAGGCAUAGAUCCACUUGUACAGAGACAGGCGCAAUACGGUUUGGCUCUGCUAGUCACCUUCCUGGUCCUUCCAAUCUUGCUUACUUGGCUUAAUUGGAUCCCAGGCGUGCACUCCAUUAUCGAACGUGUAAAGCCUUUUGUUGUCUACAGGCCUCUAUUUGGCACCCGGCAUAUACAGCUCCACAAGUGGCUAUACGGAUACAUACCUACAGUGGGACAAUCUGUCUAUAUCUUCAUCGUGUUCGCCUCGACCAUCAUUCUGAUGUCGAUAUACGAGACUAAGCCUCUGGACGGGACUACAACACGGUACAACAACAAUCUGGAUCUGGUCACCCAACGAAGUGGCACAUUUGGAUACGCGAUUCUUCCAGUUGUGGUCCUUUUCGCGGGCAGAAACAAUGUGCUCCUCUACCUAACCAACUGGAGCCACACCACCUAUAUCAUGAUGCACCGAUGGGUAUCUCGUUUAUGGUUUUUGCUGGCCAUCGUCCACUCCAUUUGUGCAUGGGUGUGGGCAGUCAGAACUGGAAUCUAUUCCACUGAAGUCGUCGAAAAGUUUUGGAUCUGGGGGAUUGUCGCUACUUUGACAACUGUGCUCCUCAUCGUUUUCAGCGGGACCAAGAUCCGGCAGUGGUCAUACAACUCUUUCUUAGUCUCGCACAUCGUCUUGGCGGCCAUCACCAUCGUCGGCUGUUGGUAUCACAUCUGGCUCAUCCCGUAUGGAAUUGGUCGCUACCACAACGAGUCACAAGAUUGGCUCUACAUAGCCAUUGCCUUCUGGGGUUUCGAUCGUGUAGUUCGACUUUUCCGCAUCGUCUACAAUGGCAUGCGUCGAGCCGACGUUACAGAACUUGCCAACGACAUUGUACGAAUCGACAUCAAGGGGGUGAGAUGGGAUCCUGAGCCAGGCAAGCAUGUAUACGUUCACUUCCCGACACUUCAUCCAUUGCGUCCUUGGGAGAACCAUCCAUUCUCGUGGACUCCCUCUGCGUUGUUGCAAGAUUUUCCUAAGGGUCCGUCGCAGAGCGACCUCGAAAAAGCUCAAGGCAACGGCAACAUAAAGGAGAUUAGCGACGUAUCAGGUGAAGACGGCUCAAACUCUAGCUCAGGUUUCGCCACACCAACAGACCAAAGAAGCGCAUCGACCCCAAUCAUUGCAAACAAGACAAGCGCAGGGAUUACGCUGUUCGUUCGCAAGUCGAAGGGCACAACGAGGCUAUUCAAACAUGGCCAGAAUCUACUUACUCUCCUAGACGGUCCCUAUCACAACAACUCUUACAAAGCCGCUCUACGGACCGACCGUCUACUACUCAUUGGUGGCGGAAUUGGUAUUUCUGGUUUGGUACCUUGGGUGGGCUCUCAUCCUAACACCAAACUCGCCUGGAGCGUACAGACGCCCGCUGAAUCCCUGGUCCGCUCUCUCAGCAGCGUUCUCGAAGUUAUACCGGAGAAAGACGUGAGGAUCGGGACGAGACUCGAUAUCUUGGAGUUGUUGAAGGCUGAGGCUGCGGCAGGUUGGAGGAAAGUUGGGGUUGUUGUUUGUGGCCCUGGAGGACUGUGCGAUGCUGCUCGUAUGGCUGUUAUUGAAGCUGGAAAGCACCAGAAGACCAUCUUUGAGCUUGAUGUUGAUGCUUAUUCUUGGUAG
Molecule: messenger RNA, 2148 nt
Organism: Zasmidium cellare ATCC 36951
Lineage: Eukaryota; Fungi; Ascomycota; Dothideomycetes; Mycosphaerellales; Mycosphaerellaceae
Exons: 2
Coding region: 1-2148 (715 amino acids)
Biological process (GO): intracellular iron ion homeostasis; iron ion transport; copper ion import
Cellular component (GO): plasma membrane
Molecular function (GO): ferric-chelate reductase activity
Source: RefSeq, a predicted model, not a curated record